Molecule: messenger RNA, 1066 nt
Organism: Coregonus clupeaformis (lake whitefish)
Lineage: Eukaryota; Metazoa; Chordata; Actinopteri; Salmoniformes; Salmonidae
Product: aerolysin-like protein
Exons: 2
Coding region: 63-995 (310 amino acids)
Cellular component (GO): extracellular region
Source: RefSeq, a predicted model, not a curated record
GCAUACAUUUUUCUGUGCAAAUUUCAAUUUUUGGUUACGGGACUUACGCACACACACUCCACAUGGCAACCAGACUGUACAUUAUCGGUGGUGGAGGAGGCGCACCAUUUGAAUUCCACGGCAUGAACAACGGUGCCACCCUCAGGAAGAUCGGUGUGGCGGUGAAAGGCUGGCAGGUCAAAGCUGUGCGUGCGGAGCUGACCGACGGGCGCGUGGCAACCUUUGGAAAUGCGCACACUUUCAAUGAGUUUGAGUUCGACCUCGGCGAGCACAUCACCAAGCUGUCACUGUGGGGUAACGGCGCCGGCACACGUCUGGGUGCCAUCAAGUUCACGACGAGUAAGAACCGGCAGUUCUUUGAAAAAAUGACUAGCUGGCCCCUGAAGACUGAGUACACCAUAGAUGUGGGGUCCGGAAUCUGCCUGGGGCUGGAGGGGAGGUCUGGCUCGGAUAUCGACUCCAUGGGCUUCCUCUUCAUCAACCCCAUCAAGUCGUCCGUGCUGACCGACAUGGAGUAUCCCACCCUGUCCCUCCUCAAACCCCAGGUGACCCCAGAAUAUGUGAAGUCCGUGACUCACCACAACGACACGUCCUUGGUUCAAGAAGAGUCCAUUACAUACAGCAAGACCCUGACUAAGACUUCCUCCUGGUCGGUCAGCAACAAGAUAGAGUCCACCUUGAACGUGUCGGUCAAAGCGGGGAUCCCGGAUCUGGUCGAGGUGUCAUCAGGGUUCAGCUUGACCGUGGGAGUGGAGCAUUCCACCAGUCUGCAGAAGACAGAGACCAUAACAGAAGCGGAUACCAUCCAACUGAAGGUCCCGCCAUGGAAGACCUUGGAUGUUGAAGUCACAGUGGGGAGAGCAAAUAUCGACCUCGACUACAGGGCGAAAGUGAAAGUCACCUGCAUGAAUGACAGCCAGCUGGUCUUCCCAUCCAACGGCACCUACAAUGGUGUGACUUACACUUCAGCGAAGGUAUCCAUAAAGGAGAGAUGAGUCAAGUGUAUGACAUCAUGAAUAAUAAGCACAGUGAUAGAAUGUGACACCAUUGCUGAUUCUUUGUGUGC